AUAUCGUCACACAAGACAAAAUGAAAUGGUGGUUGCAAAAACCCAAGAAUGGCAAAAAUGACAACAAAAGGGAAUAAAACCUCUACUGGCACUGAUGAGGCAAAGAAAGCCUGGGGAAUCUGUGUUACAUGUUUUAGGUAUAGCUAUAUACAAGAUACAUUAUAUCUUUACAGCCAUAUAUCAUAGUAUGUCUCAUGACAGAAUAAAUAGUCGUUGUUGGCUAGUUAAAUUAUUAUCAUUUUGGUUUUAGAGCUGGGAAAAGCCCAGAUGGGUAUCAGUUAUGCCGUAGAGACAAAACAACUGUAGAUCACCAUGCUUCAUGGCGUCAUGAAGAUAAUUUAUUUGAAGUUGUUGUUAAACCAUGCUAUGACGAAUCUGUUUGCAAAGCACAAGAAGAGUGUGAAGGAAACCAGUGUUAAAAGUGGCAGUUGGAUAGAUUCAACAUCAGGUAGGUCUGAUAUAGAACUAUUCCCAGUGACAGGAGUAAAAUAUAAUUUAAGAAAUAUGUAUUAUUAUUCAAGAAAAACCAUGUUAGCUAGUAAUUACAAGUUAGCUAGUAAUUAUUACAGUCCAAAAAAUCCAAUAAAAGAGCUGCUCAAACCACUGAUCCUGUUGUACCCCCCAAAAGUACAGACUGUUCUUUGUUUUGAUAACAAAACUGUUCCAGAACAUGAACAAACUGAUGAAUUGUUACACUCAAAGAUUGGCAGCCUCAUUGGUGAGUUUAAAGAAUUAAAGUUACAACUGACGUCAACGAUAAAAGUAAAAGAAACAGGCCCAAAGCCACUGGUAGCAGUUGAUGCAAAGUGCCUUCCAGAAACUACUGAGCUCCUACUUCAUUGGCCUGAGGUGAAAAACAUUCUUGACUUGGUACAAGUUUGCAAACAUGUCAGGGUUUUUUCUGGAAAUGUAAAAGAAGGAAUUCUCUCAGUGGUUCGGUGCGAGACAUGCUUUGCCUACCUCAACAAUGUCAAGAAGAAUUCUGCAUUACAAGUAUCAAACCCAAUGGCUAUUGCAAGAAAAGGACUUGGCGGGUAAUUUGCUGCUCAAUUGUACAUAUUUUGAUUAAAUGUUGAACCAUUUUUGGCCCAUGUCUGCACAUUCUUACAGUUUUCCUUAUUGCAUUAACACAAUACUAACGCUAGACAAUAAUAUUUACAUUUCCGCUAGUAAUGUUAAAGAGCAUGUUACUUUAGCUGGUGGUCAUGCACAUACGUUUUGAAGCAUUACAGGUACGUUUAAGCUUGUUGUAUAUAAUUUACAAGAAGUUUAAAUUGCAUUAAAAUAGAGGUUCAUUUUCUCUAGGUAUUUAAGAAACCUGGGAUAGAUCUUCCCAUUGACCUGAUUGCAAUAACUGAUCUGGCCAUUAAAUGAAAAGAGCCCUAAUUAGACCAACAUUUCUAAUGGCAUAAGCAAGCUGUUUUAACGGCACUGACUACGGGGUUGUAUAUCGUAUUAAUACUUUUUAAUUUUCUUUGGAUUGAAAUAUGGAUAAUUUCUAUUUUGUCUUUGAAUAGUACCAACGAGAGUGUAAAAAAAAACAGGAAGAAUGAGGUCUCAUCGCUCUUUUGUAUGCCGCUGAAGUAUGGUGCGACAGGCAAAUUGCAAUAUUUUUAUCAACAACCUUGCCUUCUACAAAGCUUCCUCCCUACAUCUAUGUUACAGCUGACAAAUCUACACCAAACAGAAUUUCCAAUCAGGCAGGUACGGUUUGUCCCAUGGUCACAGGUCGUCGGAAGGCAAUUGUGGUAAGCGCCCCAGAGGUGUAUGAGUCAGCUGAGUCGGGUAUUGAUGGUGAUGUCAGUGGAGCUCAUGCACCCGAGCUAGCAACAACAAUUUACCAAAACAUUACAGGUGCAUAUCCAAGAUUCAUCACUCCACGGAGCAUGGAUGGGAACUGUGUGUGA
Molecule: messenger RNA, 1907 nt
Organism: Paramuricea clavata
Lineage: Eukaryota; Metazoa; Cnidaria; Anthozoa; Malacalcyonacea; Plexauridae
Source: the annotation of a GenBank genome assembly